This is a messenger RNA of Galendromus occidentalis (western predatory mite), 1948 nucleotides long. Its product is annotated as probable cytochrome P450 49a1. The record is from RefSeq and is a predicted model, not a curated record. Lineage: Eukaryota; Metazoa; Arthropoda; Arachnida; Mesostigmata; Phytoseiidae. The coding region runs from base 126 to 1601 and encodes 491 amino acids. The transcript has 7 exons. Gene Ontology annotation, molecular function: oxidoreductase activity, acting on paired donors, with incorporation or reduction of molecular oxygen; heme binding; monooxygenase activity.
GGCGUCGACUUCGUCCAUUCGAUUCGAUUGCGAGAGCUUGCGAACGGUGAAGUCGAGCUCGAUGGAGAAGAAAUAGGUGGAAGUGAAAUCCCCCAAUUCCGCCAAGUUCAUCGGAGCACCAAAGGAUGAGGAGCUUACAAAUUCUUCACGUUGGCCGGCGCUUCUGCAGUGGGGCAGCGGCUAGACCUUUCAAUGAUAUCCCGAAAAUGUUCAGCCUACCGUAUUUCGGGAGCAACUGGAUAUAUUGGCCCGUGGUUGGUGGUUACGAUCCCGACAAACCUCAUCACGUGGCUCGAGACAUCCACAGAAAACACGGGGAUAUCGUGGUCGAGCGUCUGGGAGGACGCUACCCUUUGGUGCAUUUAUUCAACGCGGACGAUUUCGAAGUUCUGUAUAAAUCUGAAGGUCGAACCCCUUUCCGGGUCGGGAGCGCCGCUUUCAAAAAGUACCGCUCGAGUAGACCGCAAUGGUAUCAUAAUAUCGGGUACCUGACCAUGCAAGGCGAAGAGUGGUACAACUAUCGAUCGAAAACACAGCCGUACACACUCAAACCACGGACGAUAAUGUCUUACGUGCCAAGCAUGAACGACGUAGCCGAUGAAGCGAUUCAUCUCAUUGAAGAAUAUCAGAAUCAAUACGGCCUGGGGAACUGGAACUGCCUACGUCUGCUCUACAAAUGGUCGCUCGAGAGCGUGCUCUAUGUCGCCUUGGACAAACGAUUGAAUUGCUUGCAAACCGAGCUUGAUACAGGCUCCGAUGCUGACCGGGUUCUGAAGUCAAUGGAUGUCAUAUUUGAAUGUCUACAAAUAUUCGGAUAUCGGAUGCCUCUGUGGAGAUAUUUCCGAACUCCGAGCUGGAAACGAUUCGAGGAUUCUAUGGACGACUUCACCGAGGUCAUUUUCCGGAAUAUCAAGGGGGCUCAGAAACAGCCGGACGAGGACAAAGAGAUGACCAUACUACAACACAUGCUCAGCCGAGACGAUCUCCUGUACGAAGAUAUCGUCGCUCUCAUGAGUGAUUUCCUGCUAGGCGGAGCGGACACGACAUCGAACACUGCUUCGUUCCUGCUUUACAACAUGGCGGUGAACCCGGAAGCUCAAGAAAGGGCUCACGAGGAGGCGAAAAAGCUCAUGGUGGGUCGCUCCAGCGACGCAGUGACCGCGAAGGAUUUGAAUGACAUCCCGUACAUAAAAGCUUGUCUCAAGGAAUCUUUGAGACUAUUCCCUUCGAUCACCGGAGUGUAUCGGAAAUUCGAUAAAGACGUCGUUUUCUCGGGCUAUAACGUUCCUAAGGGUACGGUCGUCUUCGCGGACUUCUACAUCACCGGUCGAAACCCCAAAUACUUCGAGGAGCCGGAGAAAUUCAAACCUGAACGGUGGCUCAAAAAAGGCGAAGGUCAUGCCUACGGAUCCCUACCCUUCAGCUUCGGACCUAGAAUGUGUCUCGGACGACGAGUUGCUGAGCUUGAAUUAUGGGUGCUCAUGAUCAAGCUCAUGCAGAACUUCCGUCUGGAAUAUCGUGGGGGAGAGAUGGAUUUCCGCGGGAAAUUGGUCAACACACCGGAUCAAGAUCUGAAGAUCGCCUUCAAUCGGAGGACCUAAGUCGCACCGGAGUCAGGAGACUAGAAGGCAGUAUUUCGGCGUUCCUCGCCCCGAAAGCGGAGCAUAAGCUAUCCGGCUCAUCGAGGCCUGAACAGAAAGUGGAUGGACAGGCAGAUAAAGAUCUCAGUUUGUAUGAAGUAGCUUUGGAGAGCCGCUCCAAUAAUUGAUGGGGUCCGGGCGGAGCACAUUUCUCGGCUCCCCUGCGACGGGAACCGAUGCGAAACAUUCGAAUCCCCUUGAGCUGAAUGCUCCCGCUCACUCAGUCGAUGGGAGAGGAGAUGUCGCACCUUCACGGGUUGGCCGGACAGAGCUGGUGGGCACCGACAUAAUCAAUGUUCGCUAUGAUG